GUGGUGGCGGUUCUUUCAACAUGGCGGCGACAGCAGAAAAGAGUGGAAAAUCGGAGAUAUUCUGGAUGAACGGCGUAUCAGAUAAGGAACAGCCUUUGGUGUUUUUUCCUGGAGUGGACGGAGGAGUGACGACUAAGCCCCCGUUUAGUCUGGGACCAGACGGGACCAGUACAUCCAUAAAAAGAGGCACCAAAAUGCGAGUAAACCUAGUCUCCAAUUGCAAAAGUUACAACACACAAAUGAAAGCAGGCAAAAAAGUGGGUCACUUACAAAGUGAUGGCUCUGGAUCUUAUACAAAGGAAAGGGUGUCAGUCCAUCAGAGUGCAGCUGUACCCGAAGAGCACACCAUCUUCCAGCCACCUCAAACUUUCCAUGCUUUGUCGGAGGUGAUCUCUGAGACCAGCAGAAAUAAGAGUGAAGUCUCUUUGAAGGAUCUCUGUCUUGCAGAUAAAAAGCGAAUUGCAAACCUUGUCGAAGAACUGGCCAGAGUAAGUGAGGAGAAAGAGGAGUCAGUGCAGCGUCUGAAAGAUGAACAAGGGAAUUUUGGGCGCAAGAUCCAUCAGCUGGAGCAGCAGAACGUGAUUAUAGAACAGGAGAGGAAGAGCCUGCAGCAGCAGUACAGGGAGUGCCAGGAGCUGCUGGGGCUCUACCAGCAAUACCUUUCUCAGCAACAGGCAAAGCUCAAUGAGUCCAUCGCCCAGGUCAGCCAGCCCCCGACCCACAGCAAGGUGGUCAGUGGUGAGGGGGCUCCCAGCAGGACAUCUGCAAGCAGAGCUAAUGGAUCACUCUCUGAUGGCUCGUACGUCAGUCUCGCUGCUACUGGAGCACAACAGACUCAAAUGUGUAGCAGUUGUGAUGCAAGAAGUGGAGCAAUACAAAUGCUUCCAAACCCUGCCUGUCUUUCCUGCGACAGAGAAUUAGGUCCAAGUGAUGGGUCAGCCGAACAGCACACCAGUCAGAGAAGGGAGUGCAGGGUGCCACGCACAUGCCACAGAUCUCAGCGCAGCAAAAUAAAUCGUCGUGACACCGGCAAUGGAGCUCAGGACUGGAAAAGUGAUAGUGGUUCUCCUCUACUGAAUAACCAUCAGGACACAUUUAGCCUAAAGGAGCAUGAAAGAGCCAGUCGUGCCAGGGAAGUCGUGGCCUCAGAGGGAAAGGACGUCCUGACCAGGACUCUGCUGGGUCAGGAGGACUGGGAGAAGAAGAGGCACCAGUUGCUGCUGCAGAAGAUGCAGUUGGAGAUGGAGAGAGAGCGGCUGCAGGCACGGCUGACUGAGCAAGAAGAGAGACUCAACAGGCAGACCAAGUCAGGUGUUGAUUGCAGCAGGACUCAGCUACCUACUCAUGCUGAGCUCAGCAGGUUAAACACUGGAAAUGGAGGACCAGAGCUGGAGGGUUCUUCCCACCAAGACUUGCCCCGCAGUGUAUGUACAGAUGAAGAGACGCGUUCUGUGGGACACAGCUUGCAUGAAAAACACUCUCAAACUGCUCCCUCAGCCAGUAAAGCCAGAAAUGCAGAUUUGUUAGAGCGGUCCAGAAAGGACACGGGCACGUCUCCGCUCAAGUCCAAGGCCAACUCAGCCCCUGACAUCCCAAAGACCCCACAAGCAAGGUUGGACUUUUCUGUGGUUGAGUUAUUGGAUAUCUUUAGUCCAAUCUCUACCUCUGAGCAGCCGAAGCCAAGCGCUCGAAGGCCCAAAACGUUCCGACACGGGUCGACCUUCACCUCCUCCAACUCUGUUGGACGAAUCCUUCUUAAUCCUGGUGGGCCUUAUCCUCACAAUACACACCAGGAUCUGGAAGAAAGCCAGAUACUGGAAGAUAUUUUCUUCAUUUGCUGACGAAGCGGAAAAAUUAGGUCCAUGAAAAUGGUGAAAUUAACCAAUCUAA
This is a messenger RNA of Cololabis saira (Pacific saury), 1890 nucleotides long. Its product is annotated as KIAA1328 ortholog. The record is from RefSeq and is a predicted model, not a curated record. The coding region runs from base 21 to 1841 and encodes 606 amino acids. The transcript is spliced from 12 exons. Lineage: Eukaryota; Metazoa; Chordata; Actinopteri; Beloniformes; Belonidae.